AUGGGUUCCUGCAUGUCUAGCAUGUCCGGCAAGGACAAGAAGAUGAAGCGCACCGACACCAACCGCAGCGGCAAGGGCAACAACGAGCUCCACCGAACCACUUCCUCCUACCAGGGCUCCGUCGCCGAAGGCAUGCGCUACUCGGACCGCGGAGGCGCCGAGCGCGACAGGCUCACCGCAUCCCAGCUCCACAAGUCAAAGACGCUCGAGGAGAGAAUCAAGCAGGCAGAGAGGGAGAACCGCGCGCGGGGUCACUAG
Pseudozyma flocculosa PF-1 is the source of this 258-nucleotide messenger RNA. RefSeq lists its product as uncharacterized. The record is from RefSeq and is a predicted model, not a curated record. The transcript has 2 exons. Lineage: Eukaryota; Fungi; Basidiomycota; Ustilaginomycetes; Ustilaginales; Ustilaginaceae. Bases 1 to 258 code for a protein of 85 amino acids.